Molecule: messenger RNA, 2136 nt
Organism: Postia placenta MAD-698-R-SB12
Lineage: Eukaryota; Fungi; Basidiomycota; Agaricomycetes; Polyporales; Adustoporiaceae
Exons: 14
Coding region: 1-2136 (711 amino acids)
Biological process (GO): mismatch repair
Cellular component (GO): MutLalpha complex
Molecular function (GO): ATP binding; ATP hydrolysis activity; ATP-dependent DNA damage sensor activity
Source: RefSeq, a predicted model, not a curated record
AUGGCUGCUCGUUCACCAUCACCUCCGCCACCAGGUCCGCUGCCGAUUCGACGUUUGCAAGAAUCAGUCAUCAACCGUAUAGCAGCUGGAGAAAUCAUCCAUCGUCCAGCGUCUGCCCUCAAGGAGCUUAUUGAGAACAGUCUCGAUGCACAGUCCACGUCUAUCCGCGUUACGGUUAAGGAUGGUGGAAUGAGACUAUUGCAGAUUCAAGAUAAUGGAUGUGGCAUCCGCAAAGCUGACUUGCCCAUUCUGGCGGAACGAUUUACGACGUCCAAAUUGUCUAGCUUUUCAGAUUUAGCGCAUAUAGCCACCUAUGGUUUCCGUGGGGAGGCGUUGGCCUCUAUAUCCUACGUAGCGCAUCUAAUGGUUGUCACCAAGACUAAAGCAGACGCCUGUGCAUGGAAGGCAAUAUAUACUGAUGGUGCACUUACCCCAACGAAAGGUGCGACUUCGGCAGAGCCCAAAGCUACCGCAGGCACCGAUGGUGGAAAACCUGUUCUACAAUACUCCGACACGUCUGUCAGCGCUUCGCAGCUCUUCAGAAGAGCUGGCUCAUCAGGGCCCGAAGUAUCAACGCCUUCGGGAUCAACGACCGAGCAGGCUAUCCGCUUGCUCUAUGGCCAGACAAUUGCUAAGGAUUUGCUGCAUACGACCGUAUCGUCACAGUCGGCCGAUACGACGUCCGAUGACGAAGAAGACGCCGAUGGAGUCCCUCAAUCGGGCUCUUGGUCUGCGGAAGCGCAUUUCACCAACGCGCAUUACCAGGCUAAGAAGAUGGUACUACUACUGUUCAUUAAUCACCGUCUUGUUGACUCGUCGAGGAUCAAGAAGGCUUUAGAGAACGUGUAUACCGGUAUUCUUCCUAAAGGUGCCUCACCUUUCAUAUACCUGAGUAAAGUCACCAAAGACAUGCUCAGUUUACAGAUCGACCCGCAAGCGGUUGAUGUUAACGUUCAUCCGACGAAGCGCGAAGUGCACUUCCUCGAUGAGGAUGUCAUCAUUGAACGGAUAGCAGAUGCAUUACAGCAGAAGCUCGUGGGGCAGAGCCAGUCUCGAGUAUUCGAAUAUCAGACUCUUCUUACAGGCGGCAUUGCUGAAGUCCAGCGAGACAAGGGGAAAGGAAAAGAGAGGGAGAUUGAUCUCCCUAUGGAGGGCGAAGAUGAUUCGUCGAUGUCGGCGCCCUCAACUCAACUCAAGAAGAAAGUCCUGUCACAGCACAAAGUGCGAACAUCUUUAACAGACCGCACGCUUGAUUCCAUGUUCCCGGUCAUCAGUCCCUCUCAGCAGCCUAGCAGUGAUGCAGCGACGGGGACAACUAAUCGGACUGCCCAAGAAGCGACGCCAGGUACCCCAAGAGUACGGGAGAUCAAGGAGUCCGAAUGUUUCCUCACGUCUGUUCGCGACUUGCGGCAAGCUGUGCUCAAGGGCAGACAUAGACGUCUAAGCGAGAUCGUUCAGAAACAUACGUUCGUCGGCAUCGUGGACGUCAACCGGUGCUUAUCACUCCUCCAACACUCUACUGAGCUGUAUCUCGUCAACCAUGGGGCAUUGACAGAGGAAUUGUUCUACCAGCUCGGACUGCGACAGUUCGGUGACAUGAGUCGUUUCAAGCUUGAUCCUGCCCCGUCUGUUCGCAAGCUGGUUGAGCUUGCGAUCGAUGCCGAGCCGGGCACCGAACGCAGUAGUAUGUCCAUAUCAGAGAUCGUCGAGCGAAUAGUAGACACACUGAUGACUCGUCGCGAGAUGCUUCGGGAAUACUUCUCUCUUUGUAUCACUUCAGAUGGACUUGUACAGAGUCUGCCUAUGCUGCUUCGAGACUACACGCCGAAUCUCGACAAGCUUCCGCUUUUUCUGAUGCGACUUGGUCCUCAGGUCGACUGGACGUCGGAGAAAGAAUGUUUCGAGACGUUCCUGCGUGAACUCGCGUACUUCUACGUUCCAGAGCCUCUGUCCCCAGUGCCAGAACCAAAGAGCGACGACGACAGAGCUGAACAGCAGGCCGUCAAGUGGCAAAUCCAACACGUCCUCUUCCCUGCUGCGGCUAGAUACCUCGUCCCUCCAAAAUCGCUUCUCGACAGAGACGUCGUGCAAGUCGCCAGUCUACCGGAUCUGUAUCGUAUUUUUGAGCGGUGCUAA